Molecule: messenger RNA, 372 nt
Organism: Lingula anatina
Lineage: Eukaryota; Metazoa; Brachiopoda; Lingulata; Lingulida; Lingulidae
Product: protein yippee-like 5
Source: RefSeq, a predicted model, not a curated record
AUGGGGAGAAUAUUCCUGGAUCACAUAGGUGGCACACGGCUGUUCUCUUGCGCCAGCUGUGAUACCCCACUGACCAAUCGUGCUGAGUUGAUCUCCACAAGAUUCACUGGAGCCACAGGAAGAGCUUUCUUGUUCAACAAAGUUGUUAACCUUAAUUACAGUGAGGUUCAGGACAGAGUGAUGCUGACAGGGCGACACAUGGUCCGAGAUGUUUCGUGCAAAAACUGUGAUGCAAAACUUGGCUGGGUGUAUGAGUUUGCCACAGAGGAAAACCAGCGUUACAAAGAAGGGAAAGUAAUUCUAGAAAGAGCACUAGUCACAGAGAGUGAAGGCUUUGAAGAUCAAGGGGGAAAUGACAAUAAUAAUACGUGA